Pieris macdunnoughi is the source of this 1161-nucleotide messenger RNA. The record is from the annotation of a GenBank genome assembly. NCBI's taxonomy places the organism in Eukaryota, Metazoa, Arthropoda, Insecta, Lepidoptera, Pieridae.
AUGUUAUACCUCGAGGAUUAUUUAGAAAUGAUCGAGCAUCUACCUCAAGAGCUAAGAGAUCGCUUUACAGAAAUGCGUGAAAUGGAUUUGUCGGUUCAAAAUAACAUGGAUACCUUGGAAAAACGAGUUCGUACUUUGUUCGGAGGCUGUCGGCGAGGUGAUGUGAACUCAGAACAAGCGGAUACUGAGUUUGACGAUAUUAAAAAGGGUUAUAACAAGACUUUGGAGGAAGCAGAUGAAAAAGUAACUCUUUCAAAUCAAAUGUAUGAUCUAGUGGAUAGAUACUUGCGUAGAUUAGAUACAGAGCUUCAUAAGUUUAAAUGUGAACUUGAAGCUGAUAAUAAGGGGAUUACAGAAUUGUUAGAGAAAAGAUCCCUCGAUCUUGAUUCUAAUACAAACCAUAACACAUCAUCAAAUAAUAACCAUUAUAAGGAAAGUAGGUACCGCAUCAGAGCAGAGAAACGUCGCGAGAGUUGGAGUAAUAGGGAAGCUCGUUCCCAUGGAAGUAACGGAAGUCUAUCUAGAACUGAUUCUGCUAUACAGGCUGCUUUGGGUCGUGACUCGUACUCGUUGGGUCACGCGGGAAGUGCCAUAGCGGCAGCAGCCAGUCAAGCGAUUGCUGCUACGCAACAGAUGCAGCAAGGGCGUCGCACGGCGUCCCUCAAAGCGUCCUACGAAGCGGUGGCCGGAGACCUCUCACAUGCGCAUACGACACAUCAUACGACGCAUCAUGAUCAUGGCUCGACCGUAGUGUCGAGCGGACAUCACAGUGGCCACGCCCACUCUUCUGGAAGCUCUAACAAACGCCACAAACAGAAGAAAAGCUAUUCGUCGAGCGCCGCAUCUCUUCACGGGCAGGCGUCAAUGGCCGCCAGUCGAUCAUCGUCGCCUACACUUGUGCCCAUUAAUAAUUCAAACGUGAACAAAGUAGUCAUCGAAGAGCCGGUAGAAGAGGAAUGGGCCUACGACCCCAACGAGCCGCGUUACUGUAUUUGUAACCAGGUGUCGUACGGAGAUAUGGUCGCCUGUGACAACCACGAUUGCCCGUACGAGUGGUUCCACUACCCGUGCGUUGGUAUCACGGCACCUCCGAAAGGCAAAUGGUAUUGUCCGCAGUGCCAUACAAACAUGCGUCGCAAUCGGGCUCAUCGCAAGAACUAA